Solanum pennellii is the source of this 2176-nucleotide messenger RNA. RefSeq lists its product as uncharacterized. Lineage: Eukaryota; Viridiplantae; Streptophyta; Magnoliopsida; Solanales; Solanaceae. Gene Ontology annotation, cellular component: RNA polymerase II, holoenzyme. The coding region runs from base 368 to 1945 and encodes 525 amino acids. The record is from RefSeq and is a predicted model, not a curated record. The transcript has 8 exons. Gene Ontology annotation, molecular function: RNA polymerase II complex binding. Gene Ontology annotation, biological process: mRNA 3'-end processing.
GAUCUCCAUUUUCAAUCAAUGAAUUUUUUCCAAUUUGAGCCUCCAAAUACAUACUAAACAUUUCCAAUUAAAUGAAGGUAUUCAUUUUAUUUAAUCUGAAAUUAUUAGAUUAGUAUUUAAAAAUAAAAAUAAAAAAAAGGAAAGAGAAGGGGUUAUAAAGGUAAUUAAAAUGAGUAGGGAAGGUGAGGUGCGGAAAUUGGAGAGGUUGGUUCACGAGCGGAAGCUAAACCCAACUUGGUUUGGUUAGAUAUGGGCUUUGAGUUUGAAAAGAAGUCGUGUAUUAUUAUUACAACAACAACAACAACAACAAACAACUACUACUCUAGUGUUCUUUUCUCAUAAAGGUCUGCUGGCGGCUUACUAGUUGAUGAAUAUUGCUUCAGAAACAAUGGGGAGCACAUUCAAUACGCAAAUUUUGGUGGAUAAGCUGGAAAUGCUCAAUAGUUCACAGCAAAGCAUUGAAACUUUAUCACAUUGGUGUAUUUUUCACAUGACCAAAGCAAAACAAGUUGUGGAAACUUGGGCCCAGCAAUUCCAUUGCUCACCACGUGAACAGAGAUUGUCAUUUCUUUACCUUGCAAAUGACAUCCUUCAGAAUAGUCGGAGAAAGGGUGCAGAAUUUGUUGCUGAAUUUUGGAAGGUUCUUCCAGAUGCUCUUCGUGAUGUUAUUGAAAAUGGAAAUGAGUUUGGAAGAAACGCUGCUUUGCGGUUGAUCAGUAUCUGGGACGAGAGAAAAGUCUUUGGUUCUCGAGGGCAGAUUCUGAAGGAAGAGUUUGCUGGAAAGCAUGUUGGGAAUGGAAAGCAUAGUGGAGGCAAAGUGAGAAACUCAGCUGGAGAUGCCCUUGACAAAAUAGUUUCAAGCUAUCAGAUAUUGUAUGGUGGUCAAAUUGAUGAAGAUGCGAUAUUGAGCAGAGCUAAAAAUGCUAUUAGCUGUGUUGAAAAAAUAGAUAAGGAGAUUGGGAGUGAUUUAAAUCCAGGCCAUCUUAAUGGAUCUGGUAUGGUGGAUGAGCUCAAGGGGCAGCACACAAUAUUGAAGGACUGUGUUGAGCAGCUAACAACUGUUGAGUCAUCCAGGGCAAACCUCAUCUCUCAUCUCAGAGAGGUCCUCCAGGAGCAGGAAUAUAAGUUGGAUCAAGUACGCAAUCAUCUUCAGGCUGCUCAGUCCCACGCAGAUCAGGUUGGGAGUAUAUGCGGACAGUUGCUGAAUUUUGAUGGCAAUGGGCAAAUCUUGGCUGAGCAGAAUAUAAAGGAAGCUAACACCUCCCAAGCUCCACACUCGUUCAUAUCUGGAAAUCGCGAACAAUCUGCUCCAGUGAUGUACACUCGACAGGUAUCUUAUGAAAAAUCUGGCAACCUUGAGGAAGAUAUGAAGUCUGCGGCUGCUGCAGUGGCAGCAAAGCUGACUGCAUCAACAUCUUCAGCCCAGAUGCUGUCUUAUGUCCUCUCAUCCUUGGCAUCGGAGGGUGUCAUAGGCAACUCAACUAAAGAAUCUUUGCAUGAUAAUCAACCGGAGAAAAGGAUGAAGCUUGAAAAUGAUGGCUCUUGUUAUGCUCCCUCUCAGAAUCCUCAAGAAGCGGUUACAUUUUUCUCUCAGCCAAACUCAGUACAACACAAUCUUGCAAGCACUGGGCGGGAAUCAACUCCAACUGAACCGCCUCCUCUACCAUCAUCGCCUCCACCAUUGGCACCGUUGCCUCCUAUGCAGCCAUAUCCAGUAGGUCAGAUCAUUCAGACAUCUGGGCAGUUGCCUAGUUCAGCAUUUGUUUACGCAACAAGCCAGCAAGUGCAACCAGCUUCAACAUUGGGUGGUUUUGUCCCUCCAGUGAAUGGGAUUUCUCCUUUCACAUAUCCGGCGACAAUUGGUUAUCAAGGUUAUUCAAGUGAUAGUAGUUUAUAUAGCCACCAGUCUUCAUCCCUGCCGAUGGCACCAGUUAGCCGUCCGUAGGUUGUUAUUUUAGAGCUAUACUUAGCUUGUGUUGGUUAACUGGUCUGAUGUACAAGAAAGAUUAGGCUGUAACUAUGUAACUUUAUAUUGUGUUUUUGUUUCUAGAUUGGAGGUUGUUGUUGGUGUUAUUGCAUUAGAAAGAAGUCGGUGUGGAAAUAUUAGUAAUGUUCAAUUGCUAAUUAAUUCUCCAGUUUAUAAAGGGAGAUUCAAUGAAUGUUGAUUUUGGGUUUU